UGGUAUAAUUUCAACCAUCUCCUCGUUUCUUUCCAUCUCCCGAAGGACUGUAAUGAGGCUUGACUUAAGACCUCUAUUCCCGUUUGUGGAUGCCCAGCUAAGGUAUUCAAGUAUACUUUCGGGUUUAACCCAAAGACGGAGACGCCUGUCGUCCCCGUGUGGUGUCGCCUCCCCAGCCUUCCACUACACCUUUAUGAUCGGGAUUCCAUCACUACACUUGCUAAGUGUGUCGGAAAACCGGUUUGCAUUGAUGCCCCGACAGCCCUCCAAUCGAGGGCUAACGUGGCACGAUUUUGUGUUGAGAUCGACAUCAGAGUCGAGCCAAUUUUUGAGAUUGAGAUUGAGAACGGGCCCGAAGACCUUUGCUCAACGGAUCUACCAGCAUCACACACCUCAGUCACCUCCGUCCGGCGCUCAGCUGAAAUCUGCCGGAGAUUUAAAUGGUAAACUUAAUUCAUGGAUGAACAAUCUAAAAAGAUUCAUCAAAUCUGCAGUAAAACCGACAGACAACAUUCACAUCCCCCAAACAAGAUACCCGACGGUCCACGGCGGAGCUCGUUCCGGCAACUCACCAUCUCCUGUUGGGCCACUGUUGCAUUUCUCAGCGCCAUCGUUACCUUCUCCAGCGCCGCUGCCUUUUCCAGCACCGCCGUUUGUGGAAGCCACCUUCCCGACAGGCCACAUCCCACCUUCCAACACCGAUUUCCCAGUCGAUCAAGCUACCGGUACUCCCUUGGUCGGUUCAGUUUGGCUCACUCAUGGUGAAACCCUCUCUUUAUCCGCCAAACACUCCUCCCAUCUCGGCGAUAGACUUAUCAAGCCAAAACGUUAUCCUCUCUCAACCAGAUCUCCCCUCAGCUCAAAUAGCGGAUCGCCUAUUGGGCCUAUCCUUAAGCCCAACUCAGAAUUAAUUCAUAGUGGGCCGCCUACCUCUCCAACUCAUAUCAUCCCUUCACAUAUCCUGACCAGGCCCAAUGAAUCAGGCCCACUCUUGCCCAACUCUCACAACAAGCCCAGACCUCAGAUUCUGACUUUGACUCAACAAGGUCGACUUUUGUCACCACCGAGCCAAUUGACAGAGACCUCCACCCCUCCACUCUUGAU
Messenger RNA from Striga hermonthica, 1104 nucleotides. NCBI's taxonomy places the organism in Eukaryota, Viridiplantae, Streptophyta, Magnoliopsida, Lamiales, Orobanchaceae. The record is from the annotation of a GenBank genome assembly.